GAGAAGAAGGAGAAGAAGGAGAAGAAGGAGAAGAAGAAGAAGGAGAAGAAGGAGAAGAGAAUGAAGAAGAAGAAGAAGAAGAAGAAGAACCUAUAUCCUCCAAAGAGCGGCUGUAUAAUAGCAAGGGGAAGCCGCGACCUUGACUAUACUGAAUGAAAGAAUUUUCCUGAGAUAUUCACUACUCCUGUUUCACUAUAAAAGCGGGAGUCAUCCCCUGGUCAAGACAUCAGUGUUCAUCACUCCGAUCCGGUGGAAAGUCAGUGUGUUGUCGUCUGUCGGUGGUCUCCGCUGCUGAAGAGCUCAAUCUCCCGUCAAUCUCCCGUCAAUCUCUCGUCAAUCAAAGCAAUGGCCGCCAUUUGCAAAGCUACCUUCCUUCUGGCUAUCUUCGCCAUCGUUCUUGCAGUAAGCUGGGCAGCUCCAGCUGAUAAGCAAGCCGAUGUUGAACAACUCCAGGUGGAAUCCGAACCCAAAGAUCUCAAGACUGCCAACUCGUACGGCCUGGGCUACGGAUAUCCGUACGGCGGAUACGGUGGACUCUACGGAUAUCCUUACUACGGAGGAUACGGACUCGGCUAUGGAUACGGAUAUGCUCACUACCCCAGGUACUACUACGGUGGAUACUACGGUUAUCCAUUCUACGGUUGAGCAACCAGUACAAAACAACUUUAUGAAUGAACUCGUCAACUGAUCCACUCACUACGUCAUAAAUAUUGUCAUGAAUGACCUCGUCACUACGUCAAGAGCUACACCAUCACUAUCACGCAACCAAAAUCAUGAAUGACAGUGAACCCAGUUCGAUCGUUACCAAAAAUCUCAACAUCUAGUUCUACAAAUAUUAUUGUAAAAACUCUUUUUGUAUUAAAGAUCGUACCAAUAUAU
Messenger RNA from Nilaparvata lugens (brown planthopper), 879 nucleotides. Its product is annotated as prisilkin-39. The transcript has 3 exons. The record is from RefSeq and is a predicted model, not a curated record. NCBI's taxonomy places the organism in Eukaryota, Metazoa, Arthropoda, Insecta, Hemiptera, Delphacidae. The coding region runs from base 346 to 645 and encodes 99 amino acids.